AUGUUGCUGUUUAAAGUUAAUAUUAUUUUGGCUAUGGUGGGUUUGAGUUUAUGUGGGACGUGGUCAGGUUUUGCACCAGCUAUACCUAAAGAAUUCGAGGGUAAAGAAGGCUGUUACGUUAAAGAGAUUAACAAUGUAGUACCAUAUGGAUCGGUAGUAAAUCCUAUUGGAUAUUGCUACAGAAUCGUUUGUGGUCCAAUGAUGAAUUACGCUGGAUGUGGUGCGGUUUUAACUAAUAAUGGUAAAUGUCACAAAACAAAGGUGGAUUUGAGCAAGCCCUAUCCAGAUUGUUGUCCAACUAUUAAAUGUGACGGCAAUAAUCAUGUUUGA
This is a messenger RNA of Diatraea saccharalis (sugarcane borer), 330 nucleotides long. Lineage: Eukaryota; Metazoa; Arthropoda; Insecta; Lepidoptera; Crambidae. The record is from the annotation of a GenBank genome assembly.